Messenger RNA from Dermatophagoides farinae (American house dust mite), 3691 nucleotides. Its product is annotated as rho GTPase-activating protein 1. Gene Ontology annotation, biological process: negative regulation of endocytic recycling; small GTPase-mediated signal transduction. The record is from RefSeq and is a predicted model, not a curated record. Gene Ontology annotation, molecular function: GTPase activator activity. NCBI's taxonomy places the organism in Eukaryota, Metazoa, Arthropoda, Arachnida, Sarcoptiformes, Pyroglyphidae. Gene Ontology annotation, cellular component: cytoplasm.
AACCAUGAUGAUCAAUAUCAACUUUGUUAUUAUCGAUUUUUCUUUUGUUUUUUUUUUUGGUUUCCAAAUUCCAAUCAAACCAAACUUUUCAUGGCAUAAUGACAUCGAAUGUGAUCUCAUCAAUGUAUUGUUUUUUUUAGUAAUCAAAAACGCUGCUGCUGCUGAUGAUGAUGAUGAUGAUAGGUCAACAUUGCUAUUGAGGUCGAAAUAGAAAAUUUUUCUAUAUCGACCCAUUUUCAAUUGGCAUCGAGAAAAUUGUAUUCGAAUUGUUUGUCAACGUAUGAUCAUCAUAAUCAUCAUAAUCAUCAACCACAAGAAGAUACAAAAAGAAAAUAAGCUUAAAAUUCAUUCGGUUAUGCAUUUGUAUCGUGCAUUUCAAACCACCACCAUCAUCAUCAUCAUCAUCAAUCCAUAAUCGUAAUGCUUUGAUAUCCGAUAUGAAUUUUUAUUUUUUUUCCAAUUGAAUGAUAAGUAAUCCAAAAAAGUGUUUUUAUUUAAUACGAUAUAAAUCGUAUUAAAUAACAUUAAAUGUAAAGACAAAUUUGUUUGACAUCGAAUUGCUCAAGAUUUUCAUCGUUAUCAUAGAAACUAAUUUGCUUAAAUCAUCAAUUGUUUCAAAAUAUGAAUAUAUUUAAGCCAUCCAUCUUUUUAUGUGUGUGUGUGUAUCAUAUAAUUCUAUUAUAAAUCAAAAAUUCACCUCAAUGCGUCCAAAUGGAUCUCAUUUUAUGCAAGAAAAUAAAAACAUCCUUCGUAUAAAUCCAAACAAGUGAUGACGAUUAUCAUCAUGACGUUAUAUUAUGACACCAUAUCAAUAUGUUAAUUUUUUUGGUGGAAUGAAAAGAUAAAUGAAGAAGAAAAUUUUAUCUCCAUUUGUUCCAAAAAAACAAAAUCUUAUAUAACAAUAGAAAACAGAUAUUAUAGAAAUCUAUAUAUUCACCUUAAUCGGAUUUUUGCCACUUUAAAUUGGUUUUGUUUUGUUUGGUGUGUGUGUGUGUGUGUGUGGCUCAUCUUUAAUCAAUCGGUAAACAUUAGUGAAAAAAAAAUUUCUCUUUUUUUUUUAUCAUCAUAAAUACAACAACAUUGUAAUUUGUGAAAUCCGAUGAAAUAACCAUAACAACAACAACAACAAUGACAACAAUGGAAAGGGCCACACCAACAACAUUCGAUCCAAAGGUGCAAUCAUCAACAGUGGUACACCAAUUUCAAUCAUCUGCAACAAUCAAUGGUAUUGGUGGUGGCGUUAUCGAUUUAAUUGAUGAUGAAAGUGAAGCUAAUCUACAUUCAUUUCAAGGAAAUGAAGCUGGCCAAGAUCUCGAUUAUGAACCAGCAUUAGAAUUUGAUGAUACAGAAUUAGUUAAAGCAACUAUUGAAUUAGCAACAGUAACAACAACAACAACUACAACAGCAACUCAGCAAUCAUCGUUUUAUAUGUACCAUAAUAAUAAUAAUAAUAAUAACCAGAUGAAUGAUCCAUUGAAUAUUAAUGGUAUAGGUGUGGUACCACCUGUUGUAUCAUCAUCAUCAUCAACAACAAUAACAUCCGGUAACUGUAUAAAUCAUCAUAUUGUACAAGAUGAUGAUGUUGUUGAUGGAUCUUUAAUAUUAUUAGAUGAUAAUCCAUUGUUCAGUAUUGAUUCAACAACUCAUUUUGAUGAUGAUGAUGAUGAUGAUGAUGAAGAAAAUCAUCUUUAUUGUGAUAAAAUCCGUGAUGAUGAUUCGAAUCAUAAUAGUGAUAAUAAAUCUCAAUUUUCCAUUUCAAAUGGCUUCCUCAAACAAAAUAAAUCACAAACAACAAUAGAUUUCAAUGGUCUCAAUCACAUAAAUGAUGAUGAUCAUCAUCAACAACAACAACAACAACAGCAACAACAAUUGAAUGAGAAUAAUAAUUACCACAAUGGAGAUGAUAAUGGCGACCAAUCGAUACAAAAUCAAUCGACCAUACAAGCAACAAGACCAACACAUCUUCAAUGUUUAAACAGUAAUAAUAAUCAUAAUACAAAUCCAUCAUCACCAAUGUCAUCAACACCAAUCAUACCAAUUGAUGUUUCAUCAAUCUAUCUUCAUUCACCGGAUGAAUUAUUGGAGGAAAAUUUUGAGGAAGCAUUACGUGAACAAUAUACAUCAUUACCACCAUUGGAUCCAGCAUUAGAUUUAGCAUUGUCCGGUGGUGAUUGUGAUGAAAAUUUCGAUGACAUUACUAAACAUGGUAUUGUUGGCGUCGCUGGUGAUGAUAAAUUUGCAAGAAAAAUUAUAACCAUUUAUGCUUGUCGUUUACCAUCAAAUAAGACAUUUAACUAUGGAAAAUUUCUCAGAUAUCUUUUACGUACACUGGAUCGAUACGUUGAAAAUGAUUAUGCAUUGGUUUAUUUUCAUCAAGGAUUAACAAGUGAUAAUAAACCAUCAUUUGGUUGGCUUUGGCAAGCAUAUCGUGCUUUUGAUCGUAAAUAUAAAAAAAAUUUGAAAGAAUUGUUCAUCGUUCAUCCUACAUCUUUCAUACGGAUUGUUUUGCAAUUGUUUCGGCCAUUUUUAUCGGCAAAAUUUGGUAGAAAACUUCAUUAUAUCAAUCAUCUUGAUGAAUUACGUGCUCAUCUACAUUUAGAACGUAUUCAUAUUCCUCAAUCAGUUCUUGAUCAUGAUAAAAAACAGCUCAAAUCUCGUGUAUUUGGCCGAUUUAAAAGUAGUGCCAGUAAUAAUUCAUUGAAUCGUUCCAGUUCUGCGUAUCCAAAUACUCAACAAUUUCGUGUAGCACUUGAUGUUCUAAUUGAACAGAAUGGUGGUGAUCCAAUACCAAGAACAAUUAAAACUUGUGUUAAAUUUUUGGAACAAGAUUCAUCAUUGGAUGUAGAAGGCGUGUUUCGACGUUCAGCCAAAGUUAAUAUCGUAAAAAAUGUUCAACAAUCAUUCAAUUUGGGUGAAAAUGUAAAUUUCGAAAAUUUGAUUACAAACAACGAGAUGUCGCUAGAAUCAACUGUACAUGUUGCUGCCGUUAUUGUUAAAUCAUUUUUACGCGAAUUACCUGAACCACUUUUAACAUUUCAAUUGUAUGAAGAUGUGAUUAAUUUCCAACAAAUAUCUGGUGGACCAUCACCUGAACAGCGGCAAGAAAAAUUAUCAUUUGCAAAGAAUCUAGUCCUCAAUCGUCUGCCAGAACCAAAUUAUCAACUACUCAAAUAUAUCAUUGAAUUUUUAGUCAAAGUAAUGGAUCAUUCAGAAUUCAAUAAAAUGACUGCAUCAAAUUUGGCCAUUGUAUUUGGGCCAAAUCUUUUGUGGUCAAACAAGACAAAUCAAACAUUGGAUUCAUCAUUGGAUUCUAUUACGGCAAUAAAUAGUUUUACAGAAUUUCUAUUACGUAAUCAUGAACAAAUUUUCAUUAGAUAAUUUCCAAAAUUCACAAUUCAUCAUCAUCAUAAUACCAAAAAUAUCCUCAACAAUAACAACAACACUUUUGCAACAUUUAUUAACAAUGGUCCAACAACAACAACAUUUAUCGAUAAAGAAACAAAGAAGAAAAAAAAUUCUUUUCUUAACCAGAAUUUCCUUAUUGCUCACACUCAUUCAUUGAUGAUAAUCGAAAAUCUCCCCAUUUAUGCGACUCUCUUAAAAAAUAUUUUCAAAGAAAUAGUCAUUCAAUUCAAAUUGUAUUGUGUUUGUCAAAAAUCAGAACAACACGAAAUUCCAUUUGUAUACUCUA